AUGGAGACACCGCUGGGCAUGUCCGACACCUUUUGGACGGGACUCAAGGCAUACUGGGAUCAAGAUGAGGUUAAGGCCAUUUCUAGGCGCGCACGUGAGAACCGAUACUCUGAGCCCGAUGGAGUUGGUACAGGGAUCAGUCGGCACGUUGGAGGGUCUCAGUCGAGUCGUAUUCUGCAGCAGAGUCUGCUCGUGGAUGGUGAAGUCCCCCCAACUGCAUCUAACUACAGCACUUUCCUCCGCCUACACAUGUACGCAGAUGGAACUUUUGUGUCAGAAAAGGAUGCCAACCUUGAUGCGGAGAUUCAUCGUGUUGCUGCUGAGACAGGACGAGAGGACCGACUCGAUGAGGUCUACUUGGAGCUCGUACGUCCCGGUAGGUCACGACUGUACGGCACUAGAAGUGCUGGUGUGAGCCAGUUCAGUAGGGGGUCUACCAACAGUACAUGCUCUUCCCAGAUGUCUCAGCGGAUGUAUGAGACUCGGAUCUCCACACUGGAGGAGCGUCUCCAAAAGGCUGAGGAGGAUAGGGCGGCCCAAGAAGCAGCACGUGAGGCCGAACAAGCAGCACGUGAGGCCCUUGAGCAGCGGAUGAGUCAGUUCGAGGAGAUACUGAGGCGGUCGGGUCAGCUACCUUGAGCAUCACUUCUAUGUAUCUAUAUCA
Salvia miltiorrhiza (redroot sage) is the source of this 664-nucleotide messenger RNA. RefSeq lists its product as uncharacterized. The transcript has 3 exons. The record is from RefSeq and is a predicted model, not a curated record. Lineage: Eukaryota; Viridiplantae; Streptophyta; Magnoliopsida; Lamiales; Lamiaceae. The coding region runs from base 1 to 639 and encodes 212 amino acids.